Messenger RNA from Miscanthus lutarioriparius, 708 nucleotides. The record is from the annotation of a GenBank genome assembly. NCBI's taxonomy places the organism in Eukaryota, Viridiplantae, Streptophyta, Magnoliopsida, Poales, Poaceae.
AUGGAUGUCUCCACUACCGGCAGUGCCAGUUCCUUCCUCUUCCUCGCACUUGUAUGCUUGUCUACUACUCAUCUCCCUCUCUCUGCCAGCGCAAGACAUUUCCCUCGCAAGUAUGGCAGCACAAGCUCUAGCGCCAUGAUCAACAAUGGCAGCAGCAAGCUCUCCUGGCCACUGUUACCAUGGAAGAAGUCUAGCAGCAGCCAUGGCUCAGGGAGCGGCCACGGGUUCGGCUGGACCAUCUCACACAACGGGACGGACACCAACAUCGGAUUCGGCGGCGGUGUCGGCGGCGGCAUCGGCACAAACAGCUCCGGCGGCUCGAGCGCGGGCGGCGGAGCUGGUCUUGGGGUCGACAUCAGCAUCGGCAAGGGUGGAGUGGACGUGGCGAUCGGUGUCGCCGGAGGCGGCGCCGUCAGUACCGGCAACGGCAGCGCGAGUGUCGGCGCUGGCGGUGGAGAAGGCAUCGGAAUCCACUUCGGCCCCGACGGCGUGACCGUCACCCAUGGCGGUGACGCAGACGUGGGCGUUGGCGGUUCCGGCAGCGGCACUGGCGUUGGACGUGCCGGCAGUGCUGUAGGUAGCGCCCAUGGCUCUGGAGAUGCAAGCGGUGGAACAGGGACCGGUGGAGGGAGUGGAGCUGGCUCUGGCCAGGGAGGUUAUGGAGGCGGCGGCGGUGGCGGCACCGGAAGCAGUGGUGGCCAUCCGUGA